GGUCGAAGUAGUUGAUGAUCACUUCGUUUGUGGUUGUAGACACAUUUUCCUUUAUUCUCUAAGCGAAGUCCUACAUUUCUAUCUCUUUUCUUUGCUCACCUCCAGUAACCCUUGUAUAUUGGGGCCAAAAGCUAUCAAGCAGCCGGUAGAUUUCCCGCCUUUGGAGGACAAAUCAUUUGCAUCGAUCGGUGAGUUAAUUACAAACCUUUUCGUUCGCUUUUUUGGUAUUUUUUUUCCUCUAACUGUGAAUCUCGAAGCUUCUAUGUCCAAAGCGCUACAUUUUUACAUUUUAUGGCCUGUUUAUCAUAUAGCUCAUAUUGUUCGCAAUUAUCCAUUGAAUGCAUCCCUAAACAGGACGAUUUAUAUUCAAUUAUCUGCUUCGAGUAUUAAGAUAAAAUGCUUUGUCUUCAGUGCACGUGAAUUGGCCCCAUGCGUUUGUUAUUGUUUAUGUUUAUGAACACUGUCUGUCCUUAAAUUGUAUUUUGGUUCAUAAUAUACACACACAGGCAAAACAAAAUAUAUUAAGCCCAAUAUACACAGGGUUGGCUGCCAUCUGAAUUUCGUUAAUUUGUGAAAACGCCGCUAUAAUUGCGCUCAUAUUUUUGUUCCUUGAAGUCGACAAGGCUGUCGCGUGCUACAAUGCUGAGUGAGCGAAAUAGUAUUAAGCUGGGUAUUACAAAAAAUCAAUGGCCCUUACCAGAUAUCCCACACGAGUUAACACUGGACAUGCAAGCUACUAUAGUCCGCCAAGUGGGGAACGGGGAAUAGUGAAGGUAAAAUGAACAGUGGUUACUGUUGAUCCCCUCUCCACAUAGUAAUAAGCGAUUACAGCAUGCGAGUUAGAGUUAUUAAAAAUUUAGUAUUUUUUUUAUUGGCAUUCUUGGGCAGUGGCAUGGCUUGGAGAGAAAUUCUUCUGAACUUUUUAUUUAGUGAGGAAUGUGGAGUUGCAAAUGGGUGUUGUGCGGGCGAGGAGAGAACCCUGGGAACGAGGUUGGUCUUGUGGCCAGGGGAAUUCUUUUAUGCCUACUAAAUAGCAUACACUAGUCUUCCUUUUUACAAUAUUAUUGGAGUCUAUAUAAUUCAGGACAAUGCCUCUUACUGCAAUAUUAUCACUUCACAAGUAUGAGCUGCUUGCAUUAAAUAUAUUACAUCAAAACUUUGUGGGUGUAAAUGGUUGAAGUCCUUCGACUGUUAUUUGAAACUAAUUUUUUCACAAUUGAUAGAUCAUUUUUUACAUGACAGAAGCACUCAUGUAGAAAACGGAUGCAUCUGCGAUACUCAUACAGAAUUUUGAAAAAUAAACAAACGAAGAAAACAAGUUGGGCCAUUUGCACCUCCUGCUCCCAGAUGUCAGAUUUUAUCUCCCCAGACCCUCCCCAGGUCAUCUUGCUCUUUCUUAAGGGAGAUUCGACUAUGGAGGAAAUAGGUUAACAAGAGGCCAAACACUUGUUGAACAUUUGUUGAUGCUAUUAUAGAAAUUAAGAGGGUAAUUAUUUCAGCACAUGUUUCAAAGGCCACCCCAAACAGAGCCAAUGGUGGAACCUCCACACUCGCCGGGGGGGGGGAGGGGUACUAGUUUUCAAGCAGUUUCUCUAAUAUAGGGUAUAUAAAUCAGAGCGUUUGGGUCUAGAAUAGGGUAUCAUUUUUCAGGAAACUGAUCAGUUGGUUGAAGAUUUUAUCUAGACUAGGGAUUGUGGUAUAAAGUUUUGUUUUGGCUAGACUACUGUGCUAGUGACCUCAGUAGUUUCUGGAAAACAGCUACUCUAGGAUAGGGGGGAUUUAGGGAGUUUACUCUAGUAUAGGGUAGCAAAAUUCAGCUGAACUAGCUCUGGUAUAGGUUAAGGGUCCCAGCGACACAUCCCCACCCAGAAAUUCCUAAAGUCACGGGGGGGCCCGGAACUGUAUUGUUUCCCGGUUCCCUGACCGUUUUAAACAUGCGAUAUUGCUCCAAAGCAGUAUAGCUUCAAGACAAAGUAUAUAAAAUGAUAAUCACCCAAUUUCGUUUAAGAAAGAAAUUACCCAGGAAUUCGUUACAGAGUUUCGUUUUGUCCGCAACGUUUUGCCUGAUUUGAAGGUGUUGUGUCUGACCUUGGUAAAAGCAAUUCUCGGAAGAAUUGUUUCAUACUGUCCAUGGAUUUUUUUUCUUUCGGUGGCGGUUAUAUUUUAAACUGUUUAAUCUAAAAAUGGGUAGAAAUUAAUUAUCAGGAAUCCACUAAUCGUACUACGACUGGGCGGAAACAAGAUUUCUGACAAGACAAUAAAUCUAAAAGCGUGGCUGAUGCUUUAACUCAAUUCAGGUCACGUCUAGACACUGGAUAAGUUCAAUACGAUAAGCCUGAUAAGAUCCAGGGGCUGUCAGCAGUCUCUUCUAAUACCCUGCCUCAUUAAAUGGGUUGCAGGUCAGUACAUUGAGGGUUUCACAUGUUAAUCAACACUUAAAAAGGAGUAUAAACUAGACCAGGAAAAUAUCUCCUAACUUGGUGGUCUGAGAAAAAUUCCAUUUGGUUGAAAUGUAGUUUACGGUAUUUGUACUGAUGAACGUACCGUUUUUUGCCCAUAAUUUUUGAACCUGAGCUAAAGGUUUCAUUUUGUUUUCGCGGGAUCUAAUUUCACGUAAUUUUUAGAAACUUGGCGGAUUUUCCGACAAUUCGUGAAAAUUAGAUCCCGUCGUAAUGAAAUUAACUCCCUCGAAAAAAGAAACUACAGCGAAACUUUACCCCUUUUAAACUUUCAACUUCACGUUGACUGACUGCGACCUACAAAGAGACUUGAAAAUGGUAACUCAAAAAGGUCAUUUAGUACAGAAAAUUCCAAAACUCAGAGCAAAAUUUGAGACGAAAAACAAAAACAAUUUUUCGUGCGAAUCGCUCGAAGUUUAUCAGCUUUGUGAAGUGUCAGGUUGCGUAACACAAAAGUUGUUACGUAUCCCGACAGAUUGUAACUUGCCAGCAGGUCGAGUCCCUCGUCCCUAUUCAGACUAUUCUGAGUUUUUUUUGGUUUGAUAGCAAUGGCCUCCUUGACGCGGCGCUUGAUGGUGUUAUUUUCAACGGAUAGUACUUUUAUGUGUCGGUUGAUGUUGUGACCUGCUGCCCGGCAGUGCUCGAAGACGGCUGAAGUAUCGUGUAGUUAUCCGAGCAUUGUUCACACUGGAUGUGAUAAACGACCCCGCACGUCAUUAAUUUUUCUGUUCGAUCCUUUACAUUCGUUACUUGAGUUCGCAGUGUGUGAAAAAAAUGUCGUACGAGGUCUUAAGACCUCUUAACGAUAAACCUGGUAGAUUUGAUAUCGACUUUUACAAUACAAGGCCGGGGCUUUAACGGGUUUUUCCGCAAAGGAACUUACAACUAUAUCCGCGACACUCAUUCUACCUCUGAAAUAUAAUUUCGCGAAAACUUGUUCCUGCUAAACGCAAACAUCAGUCGACGGUCAUCUCCGAAAUCAAACUAACACGAUAAUUCUGCAAAACACAACUGAAUUUUGUGUUUUGGUGAAUCAUCUUUUUUCUGUCAAUCCCAUAUAUUAUUUAUUCCCUUCCGCCGGUUUCCGUAAAGUUCGUUAUCUUUAUCACAUAAACACCUGAUGAAGCGCGUUUUUGUGGGAGGUUUCAGACAGGAUUAGACGGAAAGCGUAAUUGGAUAGCACCAUAUUAGUCUUAUUAUAUUUUUUACUAUAUCUUUUCAUUCCAGAAGACAAGAAAUGCUAUUUGUGAGUCCUGAUAUAAGCACAGGGAUUAUAACCGGCGCGGGGUUUAUGACAUUAUAAUCGAGUAUAGAAAAUGCUUAGAGGUGGUAGAGUUAAAUUGCUGCAUUUUCGUAUACAUUUGGCCGAUAGAUUCAGUGAUCAGACCCUGUUGAAGAAAACUGCAUCGCUCGUAUGAAAUAUAAGGAAGUGUUAGUUAGGCAUCUCGUGGACAUGACCUUUUUUUUUUUUGCUAAAACUAAGGCCUUUUGUUCAUUGCCUCUUUAGCUCCAACAAAGGAUAGUUAGAACUUACCAACAAGGAAAAUGGCUACAGCGGGUGACAGCAUUGGACAGGCGCUUUCCUUCAUCGCAUCAGCCAAUCAGGAGCUUAGAAAACAGCGUUCUGAGGAGGCUGUAACCCUGUUCUGCAAAGGAUAUGCCUUGGAGCCUGGCCUGGUCAAAGAUCACCUGGUCACCUUGCCACGGAACCACUUACAGAGCGUAAUUUACACACUGGAAGACUGGUGCGUGUGCUGUGGCGGAGACUCUGAGCAACUGCUAUCGAGUUGUGAAAUAACUUUGUCUGUUGAACAAAUAUGCGACUUAAUUACGUCACCGGGUCUCCGCCCUGAUAGUCGUGUGGCAUGGUCCACGAAGCUGAGGUCACAAAUGCGAAACAAUAACUACCUUGAGGCGGUUAAUACCUGUCUCCAAGCAGUGAAGGUAUUCGCCGAUCAAAACGAUAUCGUGUUUUUUUUAGUUGAACGCGCUGUUGCAUAUCUGUUUCUUAAAGAGAAGAGCUUUGCUGUGCAGGACUUGAUAGCCGCGUGUGACAAGGACUGUGAUGCUGCUUUAGCAUGCAUCAAGGAAUCUGGAGCGAAACUACUUCCCGUCAUUUUAGAAGCGCUUUACGAGGUCAUCGCUAAGUUUGCAAAAAAGUCGGAAAGCCACAGUGUGGAUGAGCGAUUCUUGUUGAUCAAGAUUGACCGCAUUGUUGUCGGUUUAAAUCCCGAAGACACCAGCACUCUGGAAGACUGCGCUGGUCACAUGAUUAAACUUAAUCAGUACAAGGAAGCUGUAGCUUUGCUGUCUGAUGGAAUAGAUAGGUUGUCAUGUUCUGGAAGAAGGGAAAUCGAAUCCGUGGAGUUGUUACUUCAAAGAGCGCAGUGUCAUUUGGCUCUUCAAGAAACCGAGCUUGCUGUGAACGAUUACCUUAGUGCGGCGGGCCUUGAUGAAGACAUGACGCGGAUCACCAUACUAGCAUUACCAGGUGCUCAGCAGGAUAACAUUGCCUCGUUUGCAAAACAAACUGCAUCAGAGCUGCUGUCUCAUUUCCGUCUUAAGGCGAAACUGAACAGCGCAUGCUCAGUUGACACGAGAAACACUGCUGAAAGUCUCCUCAGAGCAGCACUUAUGUACCGGCUUCUGUAUGUUAUGGACAGAAAUAACGUUGAUGCGUUGAUUAACGCUGCGGAGUGCCUGAAACUUCAAGACAAAGACGCGGAAGCCGUCAACACACUCAACCUGGUACUUUCACUGCGACCAACCUGCUCGAAAGCGUACUAUACGCGCGCAUAUUGCCAUAUGAAAGCCGCUGAAAUGGCAAGUGCGCUCGCAGAUUUCAAUACUACCUUAGAUCUCCAGCCAAGCUUUGUGCAAGCGCUUUGUGGCCGUGCAUUUGUUUGGCUCAUGGGCGGACAAUUGGAAAAAUCUGCCAAGGACCUGAAAGAUGCUAGUGGGAUAUCAAUAGCUGCUACGGUGACUUGGAUCACGGAAUUAUCAGAAUACGGACAGCAAACGCUCAAAAAUCAGCUGAAAGAGUACUUGAUGACGACUUUAAAGAAACGCCAACAGGGAGAAAAUUCGCGCGUGGAUAGCUCUCUUAUUCCUUUGGGUGAUGUCUUAACCCGCGCGUUUUCUACGGAUUUCGAGUGCCAUCUUGUUUUCGUGGAAAUUUUACUGGCUCUGUGUAAAAUGGAUGAGGCUCAAGCUAUUCUUGUUCGUUUAAUAAAACAUAACCCCGAUGAUUACCUCGCUACCUUGCAUCUUGCCGCUUUGAAAAUGAGAAGAAACAAAACAUCCGACGCGUUGGAAGAUAUUUUUAGUCUUCUGAUGGCGAUCGGCGAGGAGAAGCUAACGAGCUCCAUGUUGAGGUUGACCGAGGAAGAUCGCGCGCGCUUAACACGUGAAGCGCAUUGCGAGGGAAUUCAGAGGUUUAACGCGUGCUCCGAAAAUCCCUCUGCCCAAGGAUAUUUCACCGUGGCCAUCGCCGCCUCCCAAAACAAAGCCUGCGAAUCUUACGUAUGGCGCGCAAAAUUGAACAUUUUGAAGGGAGAGCUAGACACGGCCAUAAAAGACUUAGAUUAUAUACUCGCUAUAAAGCCGAACUAUGUUGAGGUAUUGUGUCAGCGUGGACUCCUUUUCGCUCAGAAGAACAAUUUGAAACAAAGUUACCAAGACCUGUUACAAGCAUUGCUUCUCAAUACUCAGGCGCUCAAAACUUUCAUUCUAUCACUUGCGGAGAAUCGCAAACAACUACUUUUAGCAAGGCUUGAAGAUUGUGCUCAGAUGUUGUUUUCUCAUUAUCUAUCACGGGGUUUUCGGUCGAAGUGCAUUUUAAAGCUCUGCCAGUUGUUGGUUCAAGUGGGUGCUGACGUAGUCUCAUACCACAGCAUGUACGCUGACGGUUUGAUCAUCUUCGAAGAUUAUCAAAAAGCUGCCGAGGAGCUUGAUGUCGCUGAACGACUCAGUCCCGGAGAUGCCUCGGUGCUAAGCCGAAGAGGACUCGUCCAUGUCAAACUGAAUGAAAUUGAAAUUUCGGCGGGAAAGUUUCAGCGAGCAGCCGAGAUCGAUUCAGAAGCGGUAACGUUUGCACUUGCUACCUUGAACUCGGCACAGAAGGAAAGUCUCGUAAGAAUCGCAAUCGAUAAAGCAAAUGAACACACCCGCGUGAACAAAAACAAACAAGCCUUGGGCUAUUUCACUCUCGCAGUAGCCGCCUCUGAUGGUCAUUGUAAUACUGGUCAGCAGCAAGAAAUCUUGCGUAUGCGUUCUAAGUGCUUUGAACGUCUCCGGGAUUAUCAGCACGCUAUUGCAGACAUGACGAACGUAAUCACAUCCGGGACACCCGUAGUAGGCGAUCUCGUGGCACGUGCAAAUCUCCACCUACUCAAUGACAAUUUUAAAGGUGCAUCUCUUGAUUUUGUUGUUGCUAUGGAUACCCAGGAAGUGACAGCCAUAACUUUGAUGUCAUCCUAUCCGGGCAAAGAUGCCGUCAUUAAAGCGUUCCUUAAGGCCGCUACGGCUGAUCUAAACUGCAAAAAGUUUUCCGAUGGACUUACGAUUUGCACUUACGGUUUGAGACUGGAUCCUAACAAUGUAGAGUUACGAAACCUAAAGCGCAAGUGUGAAUUUGGAGUAAGCAACAAAUGUUUCAUUCAGUAA
This is a messenger RNA of Porites evermanni, 7124 nucleotides long. The record is from the annotation of a GenBank genome assembly. Lineage: Eukaryota; Metazoa; Cnidaria; Anthozoa; Scleractinia; Poritidae.